Messenger RNA from Dryobates pubescens (Downy woodpecker), 1676 nucleotides. RefSeq names its product ELAV like RNA binding protein 2 (gene ELAVL2). NCBI's taxonomy places the organism in Eukaryota, Metazoa, Chordata, Aves, Piciformes, Picidae. Gene Ontology annotation, cellular component: ribonucleoprotein complex. The coding region runs from base 135 to 1301 and encodes 388 amino acids. The record is from RefSeq and is a predicted model, not a curated record. Gene Ontology annotation, molecular function: RNA binding. The transcript has 8 exons.
UGUCCCCAAUUUUAUCUCUUGUGUGUUGUCUUGAAAGAACUGUCCGUCUGCCUCUUGCUCCUCUUUAUUGGGAGAACUGCACCGUUACUUUUUUUUUUAAGCCGAGGAGCGGAAGACGGCAACUCCAAACUAACAUGGCAGUCAGACUCUGUGAUGUGGCUUCUCUGCUUAGAAGUGGUUCGUGGGCAGCAGAGCCUUGGACUGGGCAGGUAAUUGGUGCCAUGGAAACACAACUGUCUAAUGGACCAACCUGCAAUAGCACAGCCCACAGUUCAAACACUAUAAACAAUUGCUCAUCACCAGUUGAUUCUGGAAACACAGAAGACAGCAAGACCAAUUUAAUAGUCAACUACCUUCCACAGAACAUGACACAAGAAGAACUGAAGAGCUUGUUUGGCAGCAUUGGUGAGAUAGAAUCCUGCAAGCUUGUCAGGGACAAAAUAACAGGACAGAGCUUGGGUUAUGGCUUUGUGAACUACGUUGACCCCAAGGAUGCUGAAAAAGCUAUCAACACUUUGAAUGGACUGAGACUUCAGACUAAAACCAUAAAAGUUUCCUAUGCACGACCAAGUUCGGCUUCUAUCAGAGAUGCAAAUUUGUAUGUUAGUGGACUUCCAAAAUCCAUGACCCAGAAAGACCUGGAACAGCUCUUUUCCCAGUAUGGACGCAUUAUCACUUCUCGUAUUCUGGUUGACCAAGUCACUGGAGUAUCAAGAGGCGUGGGGUUUAUCCGGUUUGACAAACGAAUUGAAGCGGAAGAAGCUAUCAAGGGCUUGAAUGGCCAGAAACCUCCAGGUGCCACAGAGCCCAUCACUGUAAAGUUUGCUAAUAAUCCAAGCCAAAAAACGAACCAGGCCAUCCUUUCCCAGCUGUACCAUUCUCCAAACAGAAGGUAUCCAACACCUUUAGCCCAGCAGGCUCAACGUUUUAGGUUGGACAAUCUGCUCAACAUGGCUUAUGGAGUAAAGAGUAGGUUUCCUCCAAUGACCAUUGAUGGAAUGACCAGCUUGGCCGGAAUUAAUAUCCCUGGACAUGCAGGAACUGGCUGGUGCAUUUUUGUGUACAACUUGGCCCCUGACGCUGAUGAAAGUAUCCUCUGGCAAAUGUUUGGACCGUUUGGAGCAGUAACCAAUGUGAAGGUCAUCCGUGAUUUCAACACCAACAAGUGCAAAGGUUUUGGAUUUGUGACUAUGACAAACUAUGAUGAGGCAGCUAUGGCAAUAGCCAGCCUGAAUGGAUACCGCCUUGGGGACAGAGUAUUGCAGGUCUCUUUCAAAACAAACAAAACGCACAAAGCCUAACAAGUUCUUCUCAGUGCAUUAAUACGUGAAAACUAUACAACAAAGGCAAUUUAUGAGAAGCUUUAUGCAUUAGUAAAUGCCUUUGUUGUGUGUCAGCGUGGAAAUGGGGAUAAAAUGACUACUUAGCAUCCUAAGAAUAUGUGAGAUUUUGUAUUGCUAAUAUUUGAAUUAAAACUUCUUAAAUAUCUUUUGUGUUUGAAUAUUGACAAGAGGUACAGGGUUUUUACCUGUCACGAUGCAUAUUCUAUUGCCUUCUUUGAAGAAGGUGGACCUUUUAAAACGUUUCAGCUAAAGGAAGAAGUUUUUUCUUUGUACAUGGCUGCCUUGAAGCUAUGAGGAAAUGUUGAGGCUUUGUGGUUUAAGUUGGUUUUCAGU